Messenger RNA from Sander lucioperca (pikeperch), 3972 nucleotides. Its product is annotated as transmembrane protein 151B. The coding region runs from base 602 to 2653 and encodes 683 amino acids. Lineage: Eukaryota; Metazoa; Chordata; Actinopteri; Perciformes; Percidae. The record is from RefSeq and is a predicted model, not a curated record. The transcript is spliced from 7 exons.
GGUGCAACAAUGGCCAAAACAAAGUUGAAUAAUGACAGUCAACCUCGCUGUCGUUGUUUUUCGAUGCCUUGUAUUUGUUAUCGACGUUUCUCACACAAACCUAAUACCACGCUUAUUAGGUUUGUGCUCACGAGCGUCUCCCUUCAUUUGUGUAGCUGCAGAAUGUGAAAUCCUUGGUUGGCUCUCCUGCGCUGUCGGCGACGCGCGCACACGUGCACAUACGCACACUCGUAGCAGAGCAUCAUAGAGGGAGAAGCAGCGGCAGCGAAAACGGUUUGGAGGGGAGGGCGACGGGCUUCGACUUUGGAUGCUUAGUCACAUCUUGCCUUUCCCUGAGAGGCGAGGGAUGGAGCGGGUAGAAGAGAAACACUGAGCGGGUCAGCGGGAGAAGAUACGGAAGAAAGCAGGGGGUGCCGCUAAAUCCGGAGUAGACGAUGCUUAUUUGCCGCAGGCCCCGCCAUCGUGAAAUUGGAUACCGACUUGCGGCGGAUGGGGUGACCGAGCUUGCUGCUCCGCCGGGGAGGUCCCUGCCUUCGGACGUUACCGGGGUGGGAGCUGCCUGUGCCCGGUUCUAAGGAAGGAAGGGUUGGCAAGAGGGAAAAUGCAGACGGAGGAGGAGACGGCUACCGCAGAAGAGCCCAUUUUGGACGAAGGGUCAGGACGAGACCAGGUAAGAGGAAAAGGACAGGAGCGAAUUGGAGCCAGCAAGACAAAAUGGUACAGACAGACAGAGAGGGAGGGCAGGAGAGGAAUGAGCCGGAUGGAUUUUGGCAGUGGAGUUCCCUGGAGAAAGCAACGGCCAGUCCAACAGUCUCUGGGCUCCUCCCUGUGUCGGGAGUCCCAUUGGAAGUGCCUCCUCCUGACCCUCCUCAUGUACGGCUGCUUUGCCACACUCGCCUGGUGCGCUCUCUGUCGCGUAUCCGUUCUCAGCUCCUCCAUACCUCGCGGUGCUGACGGCGAUGCCACCUCGGCGGCCUACUAUAAUGACAUCCUGCACCUGGAAAGUCCGUGCUCUAGCGGCUACGUCUACAUCCCGCUGGCCUUCCUGGCAAUGCUGUAUGUGGUUUACUUGGUGGAGUGUUGGCACUGCUUCUCCAAGACGGCAAUGCUGGCUCAUGCUGAAUUCCAGGAAGUGUAUGAGCGUGUGCAGAGACUUCAGCAGGCCACACCCUGCAUUUGGUGGAAGGCCAUCAGCUAUCACUACGUGAGGAGGACCAGACAGGUGACAAGAUACCGCAACGGAGAUGCAUAUACCACCACACAGGUCUACCAUGAGCGGGUGAACACUCAUGCCUCCAGUUCAGAGUUUGACUACGCCCGCUAUGGUGUCAAAGACGUGUCGAAGGAGCUGCUGGACCUGCAACUGCACCCUGCUGUUCGCCUCCGUUUCACCAAGUGUUUCAGCUUCUCCAGUGCACGUGCUGAAGCUGCCUACCUCACCCAGCGAGCGCGCUUCUUCGGAGAGAACGAGGGGCUUGACGACUACAUGGAGGCCAGAGAGGGGAUGCACCUGAAGAACGUAGAUUUCCGUGAACACAUCCUGGCGUUCCCAGAUCCUGCCCACCAGCCCUGGUUUUCUCGGCACAGGGUCUUCUGGCUGGCUUCUGCUUUCCUCCUGUCAUGGCCGCUGCGGGUUGUGUCCGAAUAUCGCACAGCGUACGUCCACUACCAUGUGGAGAAGCUGUUUGGGGAGGACGAGGACGGCGGCGGAGGUGGCGGAGGAGGACGAGGGGACGGGGUUGAAGGAGGGACAGAGAAUGGAAUCCACCCUGGGAUUGGUCUAAAUGGGAGUUACAGAGCCAUCUCUCGCGUCAACACGGUGGACAUGACAGAAUUGGAGUGGCACAUCCGCUGUAACCAACAGAUGGUCCCGAGCUACUCUGAAGCCCUCCUUAUGGACUUGGACAUGAGCGUGGGGACAAACCCUACCGCGUCUACGCCCAUCUCUGGGCCUACGAGCUCCACCCCCAGCCAGGUCACUAACCCUCCUCCUCUAGCCUUGCCUGUUGUCUUCAACUCAGCUUACCUCCUCCAGAGCUGCCCCCGAUGCCGGAGGACCACGUCCAGUUCCAGUCUUCCCUCCAGGCUAAGGGCCCCCAUGGGAACCACAGCCCUCCUGAAUGCUACCGUGGCGGGGAUCAGGGCAGUGGGGCAGGGGGGUGGGGGUAUAGGAGGAAGGCUGGUGCUCAGUCGGAGCGGAUUCUCUCUGGGGAGACUGGGAGGAGUGCGCCAGAACAGCCUGUUUCAUUCGAGAAGCAUGGGAGGAGGGCUGGGAGGAAGUAGGGAAGAUGGAGGAGGAAGUGGAGGUGGGGGAGGAGGUAGCGGUGGAGGAGGUGGAGGAUUCCUUGGGUUAGGUUCAAGGCAGGACAACGAGGAGACCAGAGGAGUGCUAGAAGGAGAAGGGGAGGAGGAGGAGGAAGAGGAGCAGCAGCAGCAGCAGCAGCAGCAGCAGGAGGAGGUGACGAGGAGGGAACAGGGAAGAGGAGGCAGAGAGAGGGACGAAGAAGCAGAGCAAGACGGUGGAGGGUUAGGCGAGGUGAGGGAGGGUGACGGGGGAGGGAGGGAACGUCCGCCGUCCUACCAGGACGCAUUCUUCUUCCCCGUCCUCAUCAUACACGGAGAGGAGAGCUGCCACGCUGGAGACGACAUGUGACGAUCAAAAGAGUAAACGCACUGCAAGCGAGAACGUCUGGGCAGAGGCCGAGGGAGAUGAAAGAACACACCGAACACACAGAACAGAGUGGAUCAGAGAGGAAGUGGAUGAGUCAAAAUUAGAUAUAAUAGGCCUGAACGAUGAUAUACCAACCACAGAAAAGAAGAGAGGACUCAGUCAGAACAAAGCAUACGAGGUAAGAACAGUUUUGUGACCGACAGAAUUACCAAGGAAAGAGGGGGAAAGGGUAGCCGUGGUGAUUGGAUAGACGUAUGAUGGAGUCAAAAGAGAAAAAAAGAAUGUGCUGUAAAAUGCGAGGAGUGCAUACCGUAAAAAGCCAGGAAACACACUGGUUCAGAAGGAGAUGAGGGCUGAUAGGGAGUGCAACAGCAAAAUAAUAUGGCGUCUGAAAAUAUGAGUGAAGGCAAGAAAAUCCUCACACUUGUAGACCUUGCUACACAGAGCUUGCGAGAGAGAGGGGGACCAAUCCAAUACUUAGGAGGAACAGAAAGACUGAAAACAUGGGAAUGACUAUUCCCAGAUAUAUCUAUGCAAGAACAGGAGUGGGAGGAGUGUCAAGUGUAAAGAUAGCAGAUUGGAGAGCAGUGGAGAGACUCCACACCAGCUGAGUGGUAGUGUUUGUUUUUUUCAAAAGAAACAGAAGUGGAGGAUUUGCAAAAGAGUAUUUUGAAGGCAUAAAAGCUUUGGUUUUGCUAAAAUCUAAAAUGCCUAGUGGAGGACUAAAAGAUAUGCCUCAUUAAAAAAGAUGAAAUGCAGGAAGAGGAACUCCUAAAUAUUUCAGACGUGGGAAGAAACCGAUGAGAUCACAAAGGACUACAAGAUGCGAUGUAGAGAAGUAGAGGGAGUGAAACAAUGACACGCUUUUGGCAAUGUGGAAAAAUAGCAAGGGAGGAGAGUGUAAGUGUACAGAGCACAGCAUAGAAACAACAGACAAAGGGAAGAAGUAGAAUACAAAACUGACCAUGACAGACCAGAUUACCCUAAAUCCUGUUUUCCACUUGACAGAGAAUUCAUUUAGGUUCCUUUUUAAAAGAAAUCAAAACAGAGUUAUCAAAAAGAUUGACUAAAGAAGAGGAGGAAAAAAAUAAGAAGAUACAGGAUUUUAUCACAGAGACAAAACACCGUCUGAGCAGCAAUCCUGACCUUAAAUCUAAUCAGAGAAUCAAAUUCAAAUAGUUUUCCAAAGUCACUUUUUCAAACCAGUCCCAAUGACAAAUGAGGUAUUUCUCAGGUCUUUUAAAACGUACUAUACACACACUUAGGAUUGGGCAUCGAGAACCAGUUCCAUUGGAUCGUUU